UUUCACAGAGUCACGUGAUUACUGCUCCAUCCUCGCCAUUUUGAGUGUAGCGUGAGAGAAAGAGAUCACUUUUACUGCAAAAGGAAAAAGCUCAAAGUCUUUCAUGUGCUGAGGCCAAAGAUCAUUGAGAAUUGCUGGACCAGCAUGGAGGAGACCAGCAGUGUGGCGCUCCUGGUCCCCCACACGCGGGAGCAGCAGGACGUAGCCUUCGCCCCGGAGCUGGGGGCCGCCAUCGGGGCGCAGAGGCAGGCCGCCGACUCCCUGAUCCAGGUGAUCGAGAAGCUCAGCAAGAUCGUGGAGAAGAGGCCCAGGCGCUGCACGCUGUCGGGGAGGAAGAGGCCCCACCUGCCCUGCGCCUCCGUCCCGCCGCAGGACAACAGGGGGGAGGGCGAGGACGCCCCCUCCAAAAAGGCCAGAGGCGGCGAGGGGCCUGCGGACGGGGCCUCCGGGGAGGACCGUCUCCAGCCAGGAGGCGCGCAGGAGGCGUGCGGCCACAGGACGGUCACCUGCUACCAGUGCAGCCUGUGCAGGUUCACGUCCCCGGCGCUGUCCCAGCUCAAAGAGCACCUUCAGCAGCACGACGAGCAGCAGAACGACAUCAUCCUCGUGUGCUCCGAGUGCUGUUUCACCUCUCGCCAGCAGGAGGAGCUGGAGGCGCACAUCAGGGAGCACCUGGGCGGCGAGGACUGCGUUAAAGACGACGCGUCGGAGUUGCGGGGUGGCACGGGGAAGGGGGCGGAGUUCUUCGGGGAGGAGGCCAGUGGCCCGCGAGCGAGCGCAGAGGACGGGGAGGCCAAAGCUGGCCGCGAUGGCGCCGCGGAGGGAGAGCCCGCCGGGAAGAAGUGGUACAGCUACGAGCAGUACGGCAUGUACCGCUGCCUGAUCUGCAGCUACGUCUGCGGCCAGCAGCGCAUGCUCAAGACGCACGCCUGGAAGCACGCCGGCCUGGUCGACUGCUCUUACCCCAUAUUUGAGGACGAGUCAGAGAGGCCCUCCGCGCAGGUCCCGGCCCCUGCCGAGGAAGCCGUGGUGGUUCUCGCGCCAGAGGCCCUGCACCACGCCCCUUCCUUCCAGAUCAGCCUCUGCCCCGUGCCGGCCGACUGCCAGGAGAAGCCUGCCGAGGAGCCGGAGGAGGCCAACGCCCCCAAGGUCCCUGAGGCGGAGGAGCCAGUGGUGGAGGUGCAGGUCACCACAGAACAGGAGCAGGAACAGGAGUCCUCCAGCAUGGACAGCCUCCUCACCUCCGCGCAGAAGAUCAUCAGCUGCAGCUCCAAUGGAGCAGGCCACGUCAAUGUCAUCGUGGAGCGGCUGCCUGGAGCAGAGGAACCCGGAGCCAGCAAGCCCUUCAUCAUAAGCCCAGACACGCAGGCCAGAGAGCCCUUCAUCAUGGGCCCAGACACGCAGGCCAGCAAGCCCUUUGUCAUGAGCCCAGACACACAGGCCAGAGAGCCCAUCAUGGACCCAGACACACAGGCCAGCAAGCCCUUCGUCAUGAGCCCAGACACGCAGGCCAGAGAGCCCUUCAUCAUGGGCCCAGACACGCAGGCCAGCAAGCCCAUUAUCAUGGGCCCAGACACGCAGGCCAGCAAGCCCAUUAUCAUGGGCCCAGACACGCAGGCAUGCAAGCCCUUCCUCAUGAGCCCAGACACGCAGGCCAGCAAGAGGCUACUGGUGGAGGAGGCCCACCCAGUGUACUACGAGGAGGAGGUGGUGAUCGGCUGGUGUCACGGCGACCCGCAGCAGGGCGGGGCCGAGUCCCCUGAGGACCCGGCGGCGGACGAGAACGUCCCGCCGGCCCGGAGGAGGACCCACUCCGAGUCCCUCAGGCUGCACUCGCUGGCCGCGGAGGCCCUGGUCGCCAUGCCGACGCGGAUGCCCGAGCUGAUGAAGGCCGGCAUCAAGGGCGUGGUGGAGCUGAGCGCGCAGGGCCCCGGCGCCGGCCCGCGCUUCGUGGAGAUCGCCUCCGCGGGCGAGGGCCUGGCCGGCGUGGAGGACGUGGCGGGGGGCGCGGCGGCGCUGGUGGGCCUGGAGCUGCAGGCCUCCCCGCGCAGGGACAGCGGUGCAGCGGCGGCGGCAGGCGAGGGCCCGGCCAAGGCGGGCAUCAGCGUGUCCCUGCUGACCGUCAUCGAGAAGCUGCGCGAGCGCACCGACCAGAACGCCUCCGACGAGGACAUCCUGAAGGAGCUCCAGGACAACGCCCAGAGCCAGCCGGGCGGAGAGGGCGCCGCGCCCGACGCCGGCCUGGUGGAGUUCGUCCCUGACAGCGACAGGCCCUACCGCUGCCGUCUGUGCCGCUACAGCAGUGGGAACAAGGGCUACAUCAAGCAGCACCUGCGCGUGCACCGCCAGAGGCAGCCGUACCAGUGCCCCAUCUGCGAGCACAUCGCCCAGGACAGCAAGGACCUGGAGAGCCACAUGAUCAACCACUGCAAGACCCGAAUGUACCACUGCAAGCAGUGCGCCGACACCUUCUACUACAAGAGUCAGCUGAGGAACCACGAGAGGGACCAGCACGGGCUGGGUGACUCCACGGCAACGCUGAUCCCCGUCACCGAAACUACGGCUGCCAUGGAGGAGUCUGAGGAGAAGGCCGCAGAUGAGGAUGCUUGCAGCGUGCAGAAGAUCUACAAGUGCGACGUGUGCGACUACAGCAGCUCCACGUACGUCGGGGUCCGUAAUCAUCGGAGGGUCCACAACUCGGACAAGCCUUACAGGUGCUGCAGUUGUGAUUUUGCUACAACCAACAUGAACAGCCUGAAGAGUCACAUGAGGAGGCACCCCCAGGAACACCAGGCUGUGCAGCUGCUGGAGCAGUACAGGUGUUCCAUGUGUGGCUACGUGUGCAGUCAUCCUCCGUCUCUCAAGUCGCACAUGUGGAAGCACGCGGGUGACCAGAACUACAACUACGAGCAGGUGAACAAAGCCAUCAACGAGGCCAUAUCGCAGAGCAGCAGGUCUCCCAGCAUGCCUCAGAAAUCCACUGCCGUGCUGGAGCAGGCGUGCGCGCUCUCCAGCGGAACGGAAAGGGCCACGCCCAGUUUGGACCCUCCGGCUGCGACCUCUCUGGAAACGGGUGGGGCGGGCGCGCCUGUGACAUCGGCAGAGGUCGUCCAGCACUCGUCCCCGGCCGGAGGGACCCCCAGUGCCCCCGAGAAGGGGGCCGCUCACCCCAGGGUGGGCAUGGAGUACUGCGUGCUGCUGUUCUGCUGCUGCAUCUGCGGCUUCGAGUCCCCCAGUAAAGAGCGGCUGAUGGAGCACAUGAAGGAGCAUGAGGGGGAGAUCAUCAGCAUCAUCCUGAACAAGGAGCAGCAGCAGGGAGUCCAGGCAGCUGCCCCUGGCACGGGCCACUGAGGAAACCUCGCCCCCUCCCCAUCCCACAGACCCAAUGGCAACCUGCACUGCCCCCAUGCUCCUCCCCCAAGGUCCCCACCGUCCCUCAGGAUUAUAUACCCACACUUAUUCUGAGAGUAUCACUAUGGAAAUGUACGUGUGUGUCCCAUCUCUGCUACUCUCUCCCUCUCUAACAGUCCCUUUGUCUCUCUCUCACUCGUCCCCUCCUUCCUCUCUAUGUCCAUCUCUCUUAACAGUCACAAAUGACUGUCGGUUUUACGUUGCCUUUCCUCUUGAAAAUUUGAUCAUCCUUUUAUAGAAUGGAUGACAAAUGAUGGUCAGUCUGUAACUAACGAACGGGAAAACUAGGCCAUCAGAACCUUCAUUUUCAAAGGAAUCUUAAAUAUUUUUUUUAGAAAAUAACAGUUGCAUACAUUUUUGGAUCUCCGUUGGCUAAGACAGUCAAAUACCUCAUUAAACCAGUAUUUCUGAGUAGAAAUAGUGUUCAGCCCGUCAUACUGGGCAUAAAUGGUAUGAAUGGUAAGAAGGCAGCUUCUCUUAUGAAUCACUCUUCACUGUAAUAUUUAAUCUAUAAACACACACACACACACACACGUGCAUUUAUAUUCAAUAUUUAAGGUUCCACCCCUUUAAGCUUGGUAGGAAACUAGACGCUUGCCACAGUAUGAGUCACAAUUUAUAUUUUCGUUAAUAUUUAUUUAAUUUAUGUUUAUACGUGUCAUUUUAUGAUACUUCUGCACAAAGGACAUGCAUAAAACAUCAUUGUGUGCAUGGUGCUAUUGAACUGUUAAGCUGUAAAAUGCUAAAAGUUCUCGGUUCACAUAAGUAACUCAAGGAAUGUGUCAUAUAUAUCCUACAAGAGUGGGAUAAACGGUUUAGAAGGUGUAUGGCUUCUCAUUUUUGUAGGUUUGUGUCAUGAACCACAUCUACGUAAUGUAACGGUGACAUUCUCAUGGUCUGUGGUCCAACAUUCGUACCAGUACAUUUGUAGUUCUCUCAGACUGACAGGCUAAUAGGUAAUCUUGGUACAAUUUGAAAUGGCAAGCGCUAAGUGACAACAUAUAACUUUAUAUUAAGUUUGAUUUUGUACAAUCAUACGCAAGUGGUUAUUUUACAGAGGAAGUAAUUGGUAGCUAUUAGUGUUUCUCAUUAGGCGUUUUGUACUGUAUAUUAUUAAAUAUGAGUCACCUUGAUAUUUCAAUUCAUUUGCUACUUUAUAGCUCAGAGUGAUACCUUACCAGCCCAAAUGAUUUCAAAAUAGCUUAUUUUAUCUCAAAACCAAAAAGGUGAUCUUUAUAUCAUUUCAUAAUUAAGGUAUUAAUGUCUUUUUAGAAUUUAUUUAUAUUUAGCAUAUUCUCAGUUAAUGCUAUCGAGUGUCUGAACUCAACCAAAAGCAUUUCAGUUCUGAUAGAUUUUAAAAAGAAUACAUUUGUAUCAUUUUUAUUAAGCUGCUUACUUAUGACUGACAUUACUAUUUCUGUCAACCUUUUGCUAAAGAUCUCUUUAAAAACACGCUGUUGCUGCAGGGAACAUUUGUUGGACAAACUGGUGGUGGGAUUGCGAGUCUGACAUUGUAGACCCUUUAUCUAAAAAUUGUGGUCAGAUAUCAGUGGGUCUGGUGUGUGUGCAUGUAUGUGUGCGCGAUUUAGCGUGUCUAAGCAUAAGUAUAUUCCACAGCUGUUGGAUUCACUUGAAUGUAUUUUCUAAUUAAAUUGCAUUGUAAAUCAUUUAACUGACAUUAAUUUGGAAUUUUUACUUUUUUGUGAGGGGCGUUGGCUGUUCAAAGUAGUAAAACAUGACCUCCCCAUGUAGUUUAAUGCACACUCAGUCUUAUUUAUGCUGAAAUAUAUUCUUUAGUUCAUUUGCAUACCUGUACUGUUUUUGGUCAAGCAACGGGGGUUAAAAUGACUGAUAUACUUUGGUGGUUUCUGCAUUGCAUUGAAAUAUUGUUAUCUGUUUGGCAUGCAAACAAUAUAAGUAAAAUACCAGCUGAUUUUUAUUUUUCCUAUUUAAUUUACAAUUUAGAACAGGGUGAAACAGCUUGACUUUAUGUCACACUUGCAUAUUUACUUGUUCCUAUAGCUUUUUUAUGCAUUUUUGAAUGACCUCAUAGGCGCAUAAAAACUGAAUGGAAUCUGAAAGUUGAUGUCUAUGCCAUUUUCUGCAGGCAUUGUGCGUUGGAUAUUCCCGAUCUCUUGUAAUGGCACUUAUGUCACCAACAAAUUAAAAAUCUAUGUAGAUAUCACUGAUUUAAUGUUAUUUUUGCAGUGGGUGUACUGUAGUGCAGCAGAAUAUAUUCAUGUGUGUGUCGUUUGACUUUGUUACCUUUCUGGACAUAAAGAAAAUACGUGGAAUUAAUUGGAGGAUUCUUGUUUUUGUAUAACAGGAAUGCAACCAUAGAUGUGAAGUGCAAUAUUCAUUAAGAUGCUCAGUUGCAGAAUACGGAAAAAAAAAACGAUGCACAAACAGAUUGAAAUCCUGACUGAAGAGUAGAAUAGCUAAUUUCAGCCUGCCUCAGACAGUGUUGUCGUGCAUGGUAAUGUGCCAGCUUAUGGCAAGGCUUCUGUAGAAUGAUGGGAUAUUGUAUGUGUCUAUAUGUAUAGACAGAAGCCACGGGUAUACCUCAUGGUUGUGUCAGAAUAUAAUGCAAAUGCCUGCCUGCCUGCCUGUCCAUGCAGCUCAAUAAAUAACAAGCUUUAUAAUCUGUGGUUGCAAUCCUGUACAACAUUUGAUUAUUUGAGUAUGCCAUUUGAGCAGCGUGUACCCUCUAUGGUUGUUGUAAACAGUGUUCAAUCAUUCCUUGCCUAGUGUGCCAGAUUUUGAGCUUCUUCCAUCACAGAUUUUGGAAUAACAUUUUGCAUUGUGGGAUGUCAUGCUGCAGGUUUAAAAAUGUUUGAAUUUUUGAAAGUCCUUUUGAAAUUUGGCUAAAGACAAGAAAAACCGUCAAAUGAAUAAAAACCUUAGGCUCCCAAACGCUAACUGUCCUUGUAAUUUAGAAUGCUUCCAUAGGAAAGUUGGUAUAUUUCAGUUUUUCAAACCAUCUUUAGCCCCAGUCAUUGCCAUGGGCAGGAGAUAGAAAUAUAAUUAGAAUUUCCUUGAAAAUCUUUACAUUUAUGCUGAAUGUUUUAUAUGUUUUUUAUUUUAGCCCUUUGUGUCACCUCUGAAAAUGUAAAAUAUUUGAUUUUUGAUCUAAUUAUGCAGAAGACUCAAAAAACCUUAAACGUCAUCGUAGGAAAUCAAUCAAAACCUUCUGCUGUCUGUUCAUGUUGGAUUUUUAGUUUUUGGCCAAGAAUGAAUAAUAUAACUAUAUAGUUAUUUAUAAUGGUCAUCAUUUUGUAAUUCAACACUCACAACACAAUCAGACAUGUGCAAACCACAAUUUCUCCUUGUGGCACACCUGGCAUAGUAAUGACCCUGUUUGGGGGGGGGGGGGGGGACUUUACUUUAGACCAUUUUUGUGGGCAUUUAGUUUCGAUUUUAGACUGCGUUGUAAAGUGUGUGGAAAAUGAAUAUCCAUGUCUAGGAACCUACACUUUAUAUCACCUUUGAUCUUUAAAGCAGAGCUUUGUGCCUCCUGUUACGGCUGUGGCUCUGAGUGUGGUAGAAUAUGAUUGAUUCUAGGUUUUAGUAGGUAUAGUUGGAGAGAUAGAUGAGGGGUCAGUGUUGCGAUAUAUAUCCUAGGUACGAUAAUCAAAUGCAAAGCUCUCAUGAAAGUUUGCAUGGGUCCUGUACAAUGUUACAGCAUGUUAAAAUGCCUAUGAAAUUUAGGAUAUGUCAACCAGAGAAAAUUUACAGUGCCCUCAAAUUAUUUACACCCUUGAUAGAGAUGAACAAAAAGACUACAUUUUGCUGCGAAAAGUACCAAACUGUAUUUAAAUGAAAAAAGUGAACAUUUUUUUAUUUUGAUUCUGUGAAAUGAACCAAAGUUACACUUCUGAAAUUAUAGAUUUCCCCCUCCCCAAAAAACCCUUUUCAGUAUUUUGUGCACCCUCUAUUCAUAAGGAAAACAUUACGGAAUCAUCUUCUGUUGUCUUUUUAAAAAAUUAUUAUUUUAAAAAACAAAAGAAAACCUUGGUGAUGUCUGGUGGUAGAUUUGUAGGCUGUGUCUCCAAGAUCUAAACAAUUUUUGUGGUCUCGAACUGUGAUAUUGAAUUUUCACCUGAAGAUACGAUUGUGUCCUUCACCAGGCACAUUUAUCACUGUUUUUAAACUGAAUUUACCUGAAAGUGGUUAUAUUUGUUGAAACCAUCUGACUCGAGGGAAAUAACCCUUUGUCUUGUUUCUUAGAGGUCUUUGCUUUUCCUUAUGGUCAUGACCCACCAGAGUUUACACUUGCGCCAUCAUGUCUAUACCCCAGUAACACAAAGCCAUGUGAGGCCACAGUAUAGUUCCCCAUGACUGACAUCAAUAUUUGUUGGAUUUUAAGUUUUAUUGGGGGGCAUAAAUUCCCUUUUUGGCCAAACAAAAUAAGUCAUGAACUGUAUUUUAUAAAGUCUUCUUUGCACGUCUUUAUCCAGGGUGUGAGUAAUUUGAGGGAGCUGCAUCCAAUAGCUUGGGCGGUUUGAUAAAACGCUUGGUGUCAUUUCCUGUUUUGAGUUCAUUUUCAAACCUCAUCGCUAAUGGACAAGUCCAUUUGUAUCACAAUGAACUAAAAUUCAAGCAUAUGUAGUAGGAACAUUGUAGUGAAUGAAAUGUUUUCACUUGUGUGCCUUUGUAUGUUCUUAUGCUGACUUUCAUAAGAAUGUCCUUUUGAAUGCCCAUAAAGUGAAUAUGUAAGUACGCCUCAAAGCAGGAAUGUCCUGCUCCAGCAUUUCAGUUUUAUAUCACAAGGUCUGCUUUUCACUUACUGUAUGUACUCUGUUCAAACUUGACAGUCAUUGAUUUUGUGAUGUACACCAACCUAUCUGGUACUAUAAGGAUUUAUACAGGAUUGCUUAUAUAAAAAUGUAUAUAUUAUUGGAAACUUUCUUUUUUUUUUUUUUUUUAAAGAAAAUCUAUUUUUAAAAAUGUCUUGUAAAAACACUAAGAACAUUUAAACAAAAAAAAAAACAAAUGCUUUUUAGCCAAAGUGUAGAACCAUUAUGGCAGGCUUAAAUACCCACUGCAACUUGAACAGUUUAUAUUUAUAAUUAAAUUCAGCAUAUUAAGCUGCAUGCCUUAAUGCCAAAGCAGUGAAGAAAGACUUGAUCACAUCUUUUACCCAGUAAUCUACCCUUUUAGAUAUUGUAACUGCCUUCAAGUUUGUGAUGUUAGAUUUAUUUAUUUUGCAUAGACUGUCUUCGGUUAUUGUUAUGACAUUUCAUUGGUAAUAAAGACAAACAAAAAAAUUA
Anguilla rostrata (American eel) is the source of this 8681-nucleotide messenger RNA. It is a transcript of the gene znf507, whose product is annotated as zinc finger protein 507. NCBI's taxonomy places the organism in Eukaryota, Metazoa, Chordata, Actinopteri, Anguilliformes, Anguillidae. Gene Ontology annotation, biological process: positive regulation of transcription by RNA polymerase II. The coding region runs from base 145 to 3351 and encodes 1068 amino acids. The record is from RefSeq and is a predicted model, not a curated record. Gene Ontology annotation, molecular function: DNA-binding transcription factor activity, RNA polymerase II-specific; RNA polymerase II cis-regulatory region sequence-specific DNA binding. The transcript has 7 exons. Gene Ontology annotation, cellular component: nucleus.